This is a messenger RNA of Camponotus floridanus (Florida carpenter ant), 1886 nucleotides long. Its product is annotated as odorant receptor 63a-like. Gene Ontology annotation, cellular component: plasma membrane. Gene Ontology annotation, biological process: detection of chemical stimulus involved in sensory perception of smell; sensory perception of smell. Gene Ontology annotation, molecular function: olfactory receptor activity; odorant binding. The transcript has 9 exons. Bases 618 to 1817 code for a protein of 399 amino acids. Lineage: Eukaryota; Metazoa; Arthropoda; Insecta; Hymenoptera; Formicidae. The record is from RefSeq and is a predicted model, not a curated record.
UUAUUUUGAUUGUUCUAUUCCGUGUAUUAGAUCCUUGCAAAUCGUGCCAUAAAAUUGCCGAGUUAAUCAAAGUUAAUUGAUCACUUAGACUCCGUUUGCGGAUACGAGUAGCAAUUUAAAACUAACUGCAUUUAUGUUUAUUAAAAGUAACGCACACUAAAAACGUAAAAUUGACCAAUAUAACGGCAAGACAAUGCAUGAUAUUUCGCUCUCACUCACAUUCUAUUAUUACUCGUAUAGUAUCUCUACUGCGUCACGCAACCACGCUACCACUUUGCAUAUGUGAGUGUUACGCUGAAAAAAAUAUGCGACAAAUGCUACUUGAGAGACGAGAAUGGGAAAAUGUCAGUUUGGUUUUAAGACAGAUAUAUUGUUACGGGAAUAGCUGUGUAUCUCGUACUUGACGAUUCCUGCAACAUUUUAGUCGUUCGGCAUGUUUAUAAAACAACUGUUCACAAAUUGCCGUUAAACAAUCCUUUGCAAGAGAGUCGUUAUCAUAAUGACUGGUUACAAAAUGGGAAGGUCUUAAUAAUUUAGAAGAACUUAACAAAGCAGACCCAUAGUACAUGUAACAUAUGUCACUUGUAUUACUGCUCUUGAACAAAAGCUAGGAUAUCAUGCUGGUACAUGUUUUGCGAGAAUACAAUGUCAAUAAGAUAUUUUUAUCACGUUUGGGCCUUUGGCCAUUUCAAAGUAAGCUCGUGAGAGAUUUGUUACCGACUUUUUAUCUCAUGCUUGAAAUUAGUUUCUAUCCGUUCGAGAUAUUAAUGGUAUACCAUCAUCGGGAUGACACGCAAAUGGUUUUCGAAGGUUGCUAUCAAUUGGUCAUAUCGUCUGCUUUUCUAGUACGACUUUGGAAUGAGAUUUGGAAUCGUAACAAGUUUCAAUGUUUAUACGAGGCUAUGAACGAUCAUUGGAAUAUAUUCACGAAUGAUUUGGAAGUGCGAAUUCUGAAAGAUUAUUCCAUUAUAUCACAAAAGUUUACGAUAUUUUACUCAAUUAUGAUGUAUCUUCUGAGUUCAAUGUUUAUAGUGAUUCCAUUGACACCGGCGUUCUUAGAUAUCGUGUUGCCUCUUAAUGAAUCGCGUCCACGAAUUCUGGCGGUCGAAGUUGAUUCCAGAAUAGAUAAAGACAAGCAUUUCGUGCCGCUUUUUUGUUACACUACUGCUAUAAUUGUGGUGGGUAUAAGCAUUAUGGUGGGCGCCGACACAAUGCAUUUCACGUGCACCAAUCAUGCGUGCAGUUUAUUCGCAAUUAUCGGUGAGCAAAUUGAAAAUAUUAAGUUAAAACUAGAUAUGGAAAAAUGCGAAUGUUGCAUGAAUAAAAAAUUUAAAUCGUCAAACGAACGGGCGAUAUAUCAAGAAUACAUUACAUGUUUAAAAAAAUACCAGCUGGCAUUAAAAUUCGUCGAUAUACUGAAUUCGACGCAUCAAACAGUUGCAGUGUUUUUUUUAUUAUUAAUUGGUGCAACCUUAAGUCUGAUUGGGAUUCGAAUUGUCUAUGUAUUAGACCAAAUGGAAGAAAUGAUUAGAUUUAUGUUCAUAAUUAUGGGAGCGUUACUACAAUUAAUGAUAAUGUGUUAUUCUGGUCAAAAGUUAAUAGACGAAAGUCAGAAUAUAUUCUACCGAGCAUACGCGGCAAAAUGGUACAUGUAUUCACCCAGAAUGAGAUCGUUGUUAAUCAUAACACUUUAUCGGAGUAACAUACCGUGCAGUUUGACUGCAGGUAAAUUAAUUCCGUUAUCGAUGACAACUUACGCCGCGGUAGUGCGAGCGGGCAUGUCUUAUUUCACGGCAUUCCUAUCAAUUAAAGACUAAUUAAUUUCAAAUGAUUCGAACUAAUCUCUCGCGACAUCUGUUCCUGCGUCAUUCUUCAAAGAUAUUUUU